AUGGGCGCAACGAGCUCCAAGGGGCCCAAGAUCACUCCGCACGACAGGGCCGUGCUCGAUCUCAAACUUCAACGUGACCGCAUCAAGCAGUAUCAAAAGAAGGGCGACAAGGCGAAGGCGCUCACCGCCCUGCGUAGACGCAAGUAUCAGGAGAGUCUGAUCCAAAAGACCGACUCGCAGCUCGAGACGCUCGAAGGACUCGUCUCGUCGAUCGAGUUUUCGCAGAUCCAGCAGAGCGUCAUGCUGGGUCUGCAGCAGGGAAAUGCGGUGCUCAAACAGAUCCACACCGAAAUGAACCCCGAAUCCGUCGAAAGGCUGCUCGAAGAAACCGCCGAAGCACAGGCGUAUCAACGGGAAAUCGACGAGAUGCUCGCUACAAACAUGACCGCCGAGGAGGAAGAUGCCGUACAGUCCGAACUCGAACAGCUCGAACGAGAGGCGGGGGGGCGUGUCGACGUGCCAAGUGUCGCGUUGCCAGAGGCUCCAACCACCGAACCGGUCGCACAGACACCCGUACAAGAACAACAGCCGCAUCCGCAGCCGCAAAAGGCGCAACCGGAACGACAAGCUGUGCUCGCAUGA
This is a messenger RNA of Moesziomyces aphidis, 582 nucleotides long. The record is from the annotation of a GenBank genome assembly. Lineage: Eukaryota; Fungi; Basidiomycota; Ustilaginomycetes; Ustilaginales; Ustilaginaceae.